CAGGGAGGGAGACACCGGCUUACGACGUCAAAAGGAGUACAGACACACAGGGAAGAGGAGAGGACAGCCAGCCAGACUGCCAAUUCCCUACGGUCCGCUGAAUUAGGGAAGUCUAAAGACUCAUCUGUCACAAGACCCUCUCUUUAGCCACGCCAGUAGGAGAUUUGUUUUAUUUUUUUUAUUUUAUUUUUUUUUUCACCUCCCCCCACCCCCUUCCUCUCUAUUCAAGAAAAGAGAAAUCCAGGGCAUCUGUGUGGAAAACAGUAGCGGAAAAAAACCGAGAUCUCGUAAAAUUCGCUCAUGCCGAAUAAAGGACCUCGGCUGGAUGUUAGUUGUGUUGUUUUAGGGGGCGUGCGGGCCUAACUUGUUACAGGAUUCAGAGACGGACAGAUGAACUGAGAAAUAAUAAUAACCAAACAACAGGAAGGAAGGAAGACACAUCAAAUCAGAUCACUCCGAUUUUUUUAAAUACCACGACCAGCACCACAGACUUCUCAAUGAAGGAGCCUGACGCAAUCAAGCUCUUCAUCGGGCAGAUACCCCGAAACCUGGAGGAGAAGGACCUGAAGCCCAUCUUCGAACAGUUUGGGAAGAUCUACGAGUUAACGGUGAUAAAGGACAAGUACACGGGGAUGCACAAAGGAUGUGCCUUCCUCACGUACUGUGCACGAGAAUCAGCCCUCAAAGCCCAGAAUGCAUUGCACGAGCAGAAGACCCUACCAGGGGUAAGUGUGUCAUUGUCUUUUUCAGUCAGGGUAACUGUCGGGUCGGGCUAUCGGAACACACAAACACAGACGCGUGUGGACACAAGGAAUUUAAACCAAGUUUGACAUGUGGGCUUGACU
Messenger RNA from Poecilia latipinna (sailfin molly), 845 nucleotides. RefSeq names its product CUGBP Elav-like family member 3. Gene Ontology annotation, molecular function: RNA binding. The record is from RefSeq and is a predicted model, not a curated record. Bases 498 to 830 code for a protein of 110 amino acids. Lineage: Eukaryota; Metazoa; Chordata; Actinopteri; Cyprinodontiformes; Poeciliidae. The transcript is spliced from 3 exons.